ACUAAACAACGUUUAAGGAGACAGCAUUAGAUAUACACCAAUGCUGUUCGUAUGCUUUACAAACACAAUAACUAAAUGCGCUGCAGAGACUGAUCCCCUGCAGUUAAAUGAGUGGGAGUCCUUGGGUGUCAGACUGUGGACAGGCGUGGCAGUGGGCUGGUCCAGGCGCACCGAGCGAUGAAAAACAUCGGGGUCCAUUGACUUGGUGUCAGCUGAGGCCCUGAAAUAGUCUGACAAAGGAACCCUGCUGUCGCGAACCAAUAGAGACACAUUUCUGGCGAUUAAUCACAUCUGCUUCCUCUGAGGACGGCUCCGGGCUGUGGGUGUGCCGCACCCGCACAGAAGACGCGGUCCUGAGGAUGCACUGAGGUAUCUCCACCCACCCAGUUUGUAACACACUAACUGCAAACCAAUAGAAGAUGAGCAAGUCCCCCACCCCCAAAGGCACCCCGGUGCAGCGCAGCCCCAGUGAUGGGGUCCCUGAGGGCCUCCAGUCUCCUCAGCAUUCCACACCCAGCUCGGGACCCCAGCAUAAGAAACGGAUCUCCAGUCUCCUUCAGAGUCCGUCAUUCAGGGAGGAGUUGGAUGUACUGAUCCAGGAACAGAUGAAGAAGGGUGGCAGCUCAUCCAACCUAUGGGCACUGAGACAGCUGGCUGAUUUCAUGGCCUCACACGGCUCCCCGGCCGCCCUGCCUGUCUCCCCUUCAAACAUGAUGAUGGUGACACCCAUCAAUGACCUGCAGGGCUGGGAGCCUGGCAGCAUGGUGAAGGGGGAGAGGCUGAUGCGCUGCAAGCUGGCUAGUGUCCAUCGCCUGUUUGACCUGUACGGAUGGGCCCAGAUUAGCCGCACCUGUCUCACUCUGCGUGUCAGUAAAGAACAGGAACACUUCUUGGUGCUUCCAGAAGGCCUGGCCUACAGUGAAGUGACUGGAUCCAGUCUGGUAAAGGUGAAUAUCCUGGGUGAGAUGGUGGAGAAGGGCAGCACCAACCUGGGCGUAGACACAGACAGGUUCAGCUUGCACUCGGCGAUCUACUCCGCUCGGCCAGAUGUCCGCUGUUUGCUUCACCUCCAAACACCUGCCUCAGCUGCGGUUUCAGCUAUGAAGUGCGGCCUCCUGCCUCUGUCCCAUGAGGCUCUGCUGGUGGGUGAUGUGGCUUAUUACGACUACAAUGGAGUCAUGGAGGAGGAGGAGGACAGAGUGGAGCUGCAGAAGAGCCUCGGUCCAACCUGUAAGGUUCUGGUGCUGAGAAAUCACGGCAUCGUGGCUCUGGGGGAGUCUGUGGAGGAGGCCUUCUACACCAUCUACCACAUCCAGGCUGCCUGCCAGAUCCAGGUGUCAGCUUUGUGCAGUGCUGGUGGUGAACAGAACCUGAUUUUGCUGGACCGGGCCAUCCAUAAACCUAACAUAGCCGGCACUGUGGGCUGGGCUGGCUCCACCUUUGGACCCCUGCACAAGAGUCGCAUCGGGGAGCAUGAGUUCGAAGCCCUCAUGAGAACCCUGGAUAACUUGGGCUACCGUACAGGCUAUGCCUACCGUUUCCCUGUGCUGCUGGAGCGAUCGCGGACGCGGAGGGAGGUGGAGGUGCCCGCGACUGCCACGGCUUUCCACCAGUUUGAUGACGACGGAGUCCACCCCGCUUUGAGGCAGCACCCUUUUGCUCAGCGCCAGCAGCAAGAGAGGACUCGAUGGCUCAACACCCCAAACACCUACCAAAAAGUCAGCCAAGAGCAAGCUAGCCCAGGACACCAGCGCACCACUUGGUUGAAGACAGAAGAGUUGACACAAGCUGGCAGCACAGCCAUCAAGAUAGAGAACCCAAACCAGUUUGUGCCUCUUUUCACCAACCCUCAAGAGGUGAUUGAGACACGAAACAAGAUCCGACAGCAGAAUCGUCAGGACAUGAAGACAGCAGGACCACAGUCUCAAGUCCUCGCCAGUGUCAUAACAGUUGACAGUCCUCCGUCUCCAGUCAGCCCACCUAAAGUCCCAGCAGAGCCAGAACCUCCCAACCCCUUCAACCAGCUGACAGAUCAGGAGCUGGAGGAGUACCGCAAGGAGGUGCAGAGGAAACAGGAUGGAGGGACCAAUGGGGAGGAGGUGGCAAAUGACAAGGAGUCUUCUCCCGCUACCUCUCCCACAAAGGGCCCUCCACCUAGCCACCCUCCUCUCUCAGAGGAGGCAAAGACCGACUCUCCAGCCAUACAGAACGGAGGCGAGGAGGAGAAGCAGACGACGGAGGAACUGGAGAAAGGGAUGAAGGCGCUCUCAACCAACGACACCUCCUCCACACCUGCUGCUCUGCCACCCAAACCCCAAGGCGGCACCCCAGAGGGCUCACCCUCCAAGUCUCCGUCCAAGAAGAAAAAGAAGUUCAAGCCACCAUCGUUCCUGAAAAAGAGCAAGAAGCAGAAGGAGAAAGCGGAGACCUGAGGCGUUCAGACACGCCAGACCUCGGUGAAAUACUACUGUGAAACAUUAGUGUACAACGGAGUAGCCGAUGAGUUAACCACAUCCGAUCAGUUCAAACACAGUCAGUUAAGAUGUCGUCCACAGACACAGUGUGAUAAAUUGACGUACAAAUACUUUACUGUAACACUGGUACUCACUGAUUUGACCCAAGUGGUGAUUCAUCUUCAGCAGGUUAAAAAACACUGAUAAUAACUUUCACAUACUAUUUGACCCAGGUCGGAUACAACCCAACAUUUUGACGCUUCUUGUAACACACACACACACACGCACACACACGCACACACACACACACGCACACACACACACACACACACACACACACACACACACACACACACACACACACACACAGUCCCUGUAUUACUCACGUCUUAUUUUCACCUGCUGUGCUAUCAAACCAUUAACUUAACUUCACUGUAUAGACAUUCAUACACGUUCCUUUCAAAACUGGGGUUACUCGUGUGAUCUUGUGCACUUGCCGCUCAGAAUUUGUUUCAUACCUUUUUCUUUUUUAUCCACAACUUUGCAAGACACGGUGGAAAUUGAAGUCUCCUUGAAUUAUGCACCCCUUCUCCAUGUAUAGGCACUUGUCAUAUGUAUAUUGACAUUCUAGUACGUUACAUUUGUUCAUUAUCAUAGGCAUCUUCUAGUCAUGAUUUGGUUUUAAUUAUCAGAUAGAUGUUGCAGGUAUACCGCGUGAGCACAGGUACAGUACAUGUAGAAAUAUACUGAUAGCUACUGAUUGUGCUCCUCUGAAUGCAGGUUUAAUGUAAAACUAUCAGCCUAUUGACAUUGUUACAGCAGGGAAGAACAAGGAAAAAAGCAGAGAAGAAAGCAGGGGGGAGAAUAUGCUGGCUCGCAGUGAAACACGAGCUGCUAUUAAUGCCUCUAUAACCCAAAACAGGAUAAAGCAUAAAGAAUUUGUUGCUUGCCAAUGCAGUUUGAAACCCAGUAAUAGAAGAUAAUGAAGGUACUAAACAUUCCACUUUUCUCAUUUUCUUUUCAAUGUAUGUGUGCAAAAUACCUCCUACCAGUUGUAAUUAUUUUCUGUUUUAACCAGUAGCUGUUAUCAAAACGCUGAUGUGUGAUGUUUGCUCAUGGUUUUAAUUUAUUUUAUAUUAGAAUGUAUAAGUGAGUGUUGCAAGGUUACCAUGUAUCAGUCAUUAAAGAUGAAGUUUGAU
Molecule: messenger RNA, 3652 nt
Organism: Epinephelus fuscoguttatus (brown-marbled grouper)
Lineage: Eukaryota; Metazoa; Chordata; Actinopteri; Perciformes; Serranidae
Gene: add2
Product: adducin 2 (beta)
Exons: 15
Coding region: 420-2432 (670 amino acids)
Biological process (GO): barbed-end actin filament capping
Cellular component (GO): plasma membrane; cytoskeleton; postsynaptic density
Molecular function (GO): actin filament binding
Source: RefSeq, a predicted model, not a curated record